CACUGAAAAAAAAGUUUUUUUAUACCAGGAAUACUGAGUUUUUUUUAGUCGAGUUUUCUUGUACGAAGUAAAAGUCAAGUUAAAUAUUUUAGAUUUAAGAAAACUGGUAUUUUAAAUCUGAGAAUACCAAGUUUUUUAACAGGACUAAAACUAAAUUCUAUGUUACCAUAGCAACCGUGACGGUGGCGCCACUAUUUUGUCAUUUCCCUCCAAUCUACAGUGUACGCGUGUUUUUUGUUUACCUCGUGUCUGAGUCUAUUUAUCUCAAUAUUUAUUUAUGUUAAUUAAAUAAUUUAUAAAUAUAAGUAUUAAUCAUUAUUAUUACUGCCCCUUACUCCAUUACUUACAUGGAUUCUUGGGUACAAGAGAAGUUGUCAGAGUGGAAUUUAUCAUCUCUCCAACAAAUCUUUGAAGAUGAAGAAGUGGAUGAAAUUGCAUUUAAAAAUCUCAACGAAGAAAUAAUUCAAAAACUAAUUAAAAAAACAGGUCCUCAGAUUAAAUUUUUAACUAGAUGGAAGAGAGAAUUUGGAGUAAUAAUAGAACCUGUUGUGGUUGAGAAUGUUGAUAGACGUCAAAGCACUUCAGAAGUUGACAUUGCUAAUUUUGAUUUGACAGUUGACGAUGACUCAAGCUUUCCAUUAUCUCUUGAAAUUGAGAAAUCUUUCGCCAUCGAAUCUCAAAAUUUUGAUUUUAGUAAAAUCGACAAUGCAGAUCUGAGUGUUGAUCUUAGGAAUCCCAUCACAGAUCUUGUUUCUGUGUUGAGAACUUCGGCGACUGGAUUAUCAAUUCUAAGUCAUUAUAAAUCGCAUAGAAAUUUACCGGAAGAUUUUAGAAACGACUUGGUAGAUUUUAUAAUUAGCAUUGAAAUAUGUACAUCUCCUGAAUUAGUGAUAUCUCCAGCUCGUUUUGUGGAACUAAGCCAAUUGAUCGUCGAUCUUUUUCCUACGGAAGUUAAGGAAACUUAUUACAUUCCCUAUAGUUACGACAAAGCUACUAAAUCAAAAAUAUUGCCAAAGGGAAAGUUUCACUCUAAAUACAAUAAUGGGUAUCGCGCUAAUUUGUUGGCUAGUGGAGCUAUUGUGAAAAAAACUGCUACGAAACGAAAACGGAAUGAAAUUUCUGGGUCUGUGCAUUUAGGUUUCACAAGUGACUUAAAGUCAGAGUUAACAGAUGAAGAGUAUGCAGAGAAAGUCAAGUGGCUGAAGGAAAACAUAGACUCUUGGGCUGAAGUGAAAAAGUUGUGGGCUGAUACAUCUAAGAAAAGGAUUUCACACUUACUCGCUGAUACCUCUAUGAAUCAUUACAUUGAGUCCUUUACAGUCCUCAAACACGUGACCAAUGGUCCCCAAUUGAUUGAUAUUGAUUUCUUAACCAUCCAUCCGAAGAAAACCUUGAAUUUAUCUCUAAAUUUCGAUUUAUUUGCAAAACAACUAGUUUCUUAUUCAAGUAAUAAAAAGAGAAAAUCGGAAGUAAUACAGCUUCUCUUAAAAAAAAUUUCAUCAUUAAGCCAGAGUGAGGAUUUAAAUUCUACAGAGCUUAAAAAAGUUUCUAUUUUGAAACUCUUGCCACUUUUACUUCCUGCACCUGGGCCUUUUCAAAGUAUAACUGGUACUUUGUCACCAUGGCGACCGAGUAAAGACGAAGUUCAAAAAGGAUUUAUACUGCACGUUAAAGAUGAAUUAGAUUUAAGAGCUGAAUUAAAAAAUCGUAGAGAUAAUUUAAAAAACUAUGGUUUAACGGAACAACCGAUUGUUUCAGUUGUUGGUAUGAGUAAAAUAGAAUCAUAUAACGUCCACGUUAACAACAUUACUUAUCAGCUUGCGUCAGUUCUUGAAGCUGUAGAUAUUGCUUUCAAAAGUUUUUACGCUUUUCAAUUAUCAUACCCAAAAGAAUCAGAGUAUUCUUGGAUGGUUCUUCAACAAAAAAUUUAUGGCAUUAAAGGAGAGAAAGACGGACCAGUAUUGCCGUGUAUCCGUACUUUUAUAACAGAUUUGAAUAACUGUAAAGUUUAGUCUUAUUUAUUAUUAAUUUAAAUUAUUUUUAAUUGUCCUUAUCUUCUCAUUUGUUUUAAAGUUUUUUUAAUAAAAAUGCCAGUUUGUUUUUUGUGUCAGCAAAAUUUUGCAAUAAAUAUUUUAAAGCAUCAUUUUGAUUCUGUUCAUUAUAUUAAUAACGAAGAUAAAAAAUAUACUUGUGGUGAAAAUUCUUGCAAUAGAUCUUACAACAACUACUGUUCAUUCCAACGGCACUGGACUAAGGAGCACAAUCAUGUUUUGGAACUCAAAAAAUUUGAAACUAGAGCUUCUUCAAUUCCUGUUAAUAAGUCAAAAGUGUGCCUUUCUGGAUCAGCUAGUAAACAAGAAAAAUUAAUUAAAAAUUCAACACAGAGUCUGUCGUUAAAUAAAAAUCAAAACAUAAAUACAAAACUACAAGUUUUUAAAAGUUUGCAAGAAGAUAUCUUAAAUACUAGCCUUAAAAUGUACAAAACUCCUACAGUGUCACGCAAACAAGUUCAGGAGUUUGUUACGUCAUCGAAAUCAUUAGUUACCACUGGUCUAAACACAAUCAAAGAGCAAUUGAUUAAUAUAAAUUCAGAAUCUUCAGGGAUGGUAAAUUUAAAAUCUGUCACGGAUCUUUUUGAUUCAUUUACUAAUGCUUUUACUGACCUCGAUACAGAACAUAAACGCAUAAAAAUAUUGAAACAAAAAAAUUUGUACUUUGAGGCAGAAAAAUUUUUAAUCGGUCAAAAGUCUCAAGAUUGUAAACGUAACUUAGACGGUACCAAAAAAAAGUCUUCUUUGGAGGCAUAUGGUUAUCAAUUUCCACUCAAAACCAUGCUCAAAAAAAUUUUUGAACUGCCUGAGGUAUAUGAUACAGUUCUAACGUAUGUACAGCACCUGGAAGAAGAAACAUCGGUAAUAUCAAACUUUAUGCAAUCUAAACUAUGGAAACGGAAGAUACAGAAUUUUGAAUCAAAAAAAGUUUUUCCUAUUAUGUUAUUUUGCGAUGACUAUGAAACAGGUAAUGCACUUGGUAGCCACUCAGGAUGCAACAAGUUGUGUGGAUGUUACAUAACAUUGCCUUGUUUUCCACCACAUUAUCAGUCUUCAUUAGAAACGAUCUUCUACGCGCUUCUUUUUUACUCCAAAGACAGAGAGAAGUUUGGAAAUGCUGCUGUUUUUAGACUUCUUAUCGAUGAAUUGAAUGACUUGGAAAUAAAUGGAUUGGAGCUUGAUUUACCUCACGG
Molecule: messenger RNA, 3244 nt
Organism: Cotesia glomerata
Lineage: Eukaryota; Metazoa; Arthropoda; Insecta; Hymenoptera; Braconidae
Exons: 7
Coding region: 348-2012 (554 amino acids)
Source: RefSeq, a predicted model, not a curated record